AUGAGUGUGUGUGUGUGUGUGUGUGUGGAGAGAGAGAGAGAGAGAGACAUAGACUGAGCCCCUAACACGGAGCAUGCCUCUGCGUCCGGCAGCCGGCAAACAUGAGCCACCCCGCUCUCCACGGCAGGACCAGCAGCUGCACACACACACAUACUCACACACACUCACGCACCCCUACACACACGCAGCGAACGGCAGCCAGGGGGCCAGCACUGACAGCAGCAGCUCCCGGGAAGAGGAGAACGGCGCACCCGUUCCUCACGCUGUUCCGCUUUUCGGUCCCGGUGGAGAGCACGGCAACAGUGCAGGAGCACCCAUGGAGGAGCCGACGGGCAACACUGUGGUCAUCCGCAUUGGAAUCCCAGACCUACAACAGACGAAAUGUCUGAAAUUCAAUGUGGAUGCACCAAUCUGGCGGUCCAAGCAACGAAUCCUGUGUACCCUCAACCAGAGCCUGAAGGAUGUACUCAACUAUGGCCUAUUCCAGCCAGCUUAUAAUGGAAAGGCUGGCAAGUUUCUGGACGAAGAGAGACAGCUUAGGGAAUACCCUUUCCCAUCCAUUGCUCCUGUACCUUACCUGGAGUUCCGCUAUAAAAGACGUGUCUACACUCAGACCUACUUAGAUGAAAAGCAGUUAUCUAAGCUUCACACCAAGGCAAACUUGAAGAAGUUCAUGGAGUAUGUGCAGCAGAGGAACAUUGAAAAGGUCUCACGAUUCUUGGAAAAAGGCCUGGAUCCUAACUACCAUGAUCCCGAUACAGGAGAAUGCCCACUAUCGCUGGCAGCACAGUUGGAGGGAUGUUCAGAGCUCAUCAAAGUGCUUAAAAAUGGAGGAGCACAUCUGGACUUCCGAACAAAGGAUGGCAUUACUGCCUUGCACAAGGCUGUGCGCAGCAAGAACCACACUGCACUUAUAACACUGUUGGACUUGGGUGCUUCACCUGACUAUAAAGACAGCAGGGGUCUUACUCCUCUCUACCACAGUGCAAUGGUUGGAGGAGACCCCUACUGCUGCGAACUGUUGCUGCACGACCACGCACAGGUCAGCUGUGAGGAUGAGAAUGGCUGGCAGGAGAUACACCAGGCAUGCCGCUAUGGCCACGUCCAGCACUUGGAACAUCUGCUGUUCUAUGGAGCUGAAAUGAGUGCCCAGAAUGCAUCUGGAAACACCGCCCUACAUGUGUGUGCUCUCUACAACCAGGAUAGCUGUGCACGUGUUCUGCUUUUCCGAGGAGCCAAUAAAGAAAUAAAGAACUACAACAGCCAGACUGCUUUUCAGGUGGCUAUAAUAGCAGGAAACUUUGAUCUGGCAGAAAUCAUUAAGGUUCACAAAGCAUCAGAUGUUGUGCCUUUCAGGGAGACCCCCUCUUACACCAACCGUCGACAUGUUGUGACUGGCACCCUGCCCUCACCACGAUCCUUGCUGCGCUCUGCGAGUGACAAUAACCUGAACGGUGACCAUGAUCACAUCCACAGUCAGCGCCCUAGAGAAUCCCGUGGCCGCCCCGGUCACUCCCCUGUCCCCUCACUGCGCAGUCUUCCAGCUUUUGGACAAAAGCACAGCAGCCUCGGAGAAGGUCGACAUGGAGAGAUCCCUGACAGCAGUCUCCAGAGUACUGGCAGCUCCAGAUCCUCCCAUUCUCGUUCCCCAUCAUUACAUCACAUGCAUGAAGAUGACAAGCCAGUGCCCAGACGUUCCCACAGCCAUGGCUACCCUCUCGGACAUGGUCCUCGUGGAAGACUCAGCCCUGGCUCAGUGCAGCGAGAUCCAAGCCCACCUCAUCACACCCCUCCUGCACUGACAGGCCCUCGUGGGCCCAAACGGAAGCUCUACAGUGCUGUCCCAGGACGUACCUUCAUAGUGGUCAAGCCCUACGCCCCUCAGGGGGAGGGAGAGAUCCAGCUCAACCGUGGAGAACGGGUCAAAGACUUUGACUGUAAUGACGUAGAAGUACUAAGUAUAGGUGAAGGAGGUUUCUGGGAAGGCACUGUCAAAGGAAGAACUGGUUGGUUCCCCGCAGACUGUGUGGAAGAAGUUCAAAUGAGACAGUAUGACCCAAGGCUAGAACUGAGGUAUUUAUAGGCGUUGGUCUCUGCCUCUGAUACUUACAUGGCAACAAGAAGCUCUGAAGGCUCUUCAGCA
Fundulus heteroclitus (mummichog) is the source of this 2143-nucleotide messenger RNA. Its product is annotated as SH3 and multiple ankyrin repeat domains protein 3. Gene Ontology annotation, cellular component: postsynaptic membrane; dendritic spine; postsynaptic density. The record is from RefSeq and is a predicted model, not a curated record. Bases 74 to 2083 code for a protein of 669 amino acids. The transcript is spliced from 15 exons. Gene Ontology annotation, molecular function: ionotropic glutamate receptor binding; synaptic receptor adaptor activity. Lineage: Eukaryota; Metazoa; Chordata; Actinopteri; Cyprinodontiformes; Fundulidae.